AUGCGCUCGACCCUGCUGAGCUCUUUGUCGACUUUGCGCGCCAGGCCUGCUCGAACGAUAUCCCGACAGAGCGCGUCACCCUCGAAUGCUGUGCUUGUGCCUCUGUACAUGUUGCGACUGAACUGGUCAAGUGUGACGAUGACUCGGUCAUCUACAAGGCACAGACCGUCCGGCGAAGAUAGGCCGAGUCAGGUGAACGGACCAGCAUCAAGUCAGCAGAGCGGAGCACGUAGCUUAGCUCGAUCAUCGGCUACAUCUCAGGCCAAGCUCGCCACUCCUCGACUCGACAGUACAGCCAGCUCGCGUCUAGCGGCAGAUCGUCAUCAUGAGGCCGAUGAGCUCGCUACAUCUAUCCUGAGACCCAAGAAAAGCCCAAACCGCCUUGUCGUCGAUGAAGCGACAUCCGAUGACAACUCUGUUGCCACGAUCCAUCCCAACACGAUGGAGACGCUCUCGCUCUUCAGAGGAGACACGAUCAUCGUCAGGGGCAAGAAGCGCAAGGACACCGUCCUCAUCGUCCUCUCCUCAGAGGAGGUCGACGAAGGCAAGAUUCAGAUGAACAAAGUCGCACGGCAUAAUCUGCGCGUCAAGCUUGGAGAUGUCGCCAAUGUCCACGCCUGCUCCGACAUCAAGUAUGGCAAGCGCAUCCACGUCUUGCCUUUUGAUGACUCUGUCGAAGGCCUCACCGGCAAUCUGUUCGAGGUCUUCCUCAAGCCUUACUUCCUCGAAGCCUAUCGUCCCGUUCGCAAGGGCGAUACUUUCCUCGCUAAGGGUGCUUCCCGCUCAGUCGAGUUUAAGGUCGUCGAAACAGAUCCUGCAGAAUACUGCAUUGUCGCCCAGGACACUGUCAUUCAUACUGAGGGAGAACCUAUCAAGCGCGAAGAUGAAGAGGCCAACCUGGCUGACGUAGGUUACGAUGAUAUCGGUGGCUGCCGGAAACAGAUGGCCCAGAUUAGAGAGCUCGUCGAGCUACCCCUCCGCCACCCGCAGCUGUUCAAGUCGAUCGGUAUCAAGCCGCCUCGAGGCAUUCUCAUGUUCGGCCCUCCCGGUACGGGCAAGACACUCAUGGCGCGUGCUGUCGCCAACGAGACGGGCGCAUUCUUCUUCCUCAUCAACGGACCAGAGAUCAUGUCCAAGAUGGCCGGAGAAUCCGAAUCCAACCUCCGCAAAGCAUUCGAAGAGGCCGAGAAGAACGCACCUGCUAUCAUCUUCAUCGACGAGAUCGACUCGAUCGCGCCAAAGCGUGACAAGACGAAUGGCGAAGUCGAACGACGUGUUGUCUCUCAGCUACUGACGCUCAUGGAUGGCCUCAAGGCUCGCUCCAACAUUGUCGUCAUGGCUGCAACGAACAGGCCCAACUCGAUAGACCCCGCACUUCGACGCUUCGGUCGUUUCGAUCGUGAAGUCGAUAUUGGCAUCCCUGAUGCGACCGGCCGACUCGAGAUCCUGCGCAUCCAUACCAAGAACAUGAAGCUCACUGACGAUGUCGACCUCGAAAAGAUUGCGUCCGAGACGCACGGCUACGUCGGCUCAGAUGUCGCCUCGCUAUGCUCAGAGGCAGCCAUGCAGCAGAUCCGUGAAAAGAUGGACCUCAUCGACCUUGACGAAGACACAAUCGAUGCAGAGGUGCUCGAUUCGCUCGGCGUUACCAUGGACAACUUUCGCUUCGCGCUCGGCGUCUCCAAUCCGUCUGCUCUUCGCGAGACAGUCGUCGAAGUACCCAAUGUCACUUGGGACGACAUUGGCGGUCUCGAAAAGGUCAAGAUCGAAUUGCAAGAGACCGUACAAUACCCUGUGGAGCACCCAGAGAAAUUCCUCAAGUACGGCAUGUCGCCCAGCAAGGGUGUCCUCUUCUACGGCCCGCCUGGUACAGGUAAGACCCUGCUCGCAAAGGCUAUCGCGAACGAGUGUCAAGCCAAUUUCAUCUCGGUCAAGGGUCCUGAGCUCUUGUCCAUGUGGUUCGGAGAGUCAGAAGCUGCAGUGCGCGAUAUAUUUGACAAGGCACGCGCUGCCGCACCCUGUGUACUCUUCUUCGACGAGCUCGAUUCGAUCGCAAAGGCACGAGGCGCAUCGGCUGGCGACGGUGGCGGCGCAGGCGAUCGUGUAGUCAACCAGAUCCUGACCGAACUCGACGGUGUAGGUGCAAAGAAGAAUGUCUUUGUCAUCGGUGCGACGAACAGACCGGAUCAGAUCGACUCUGCGCUCAUGCGUCCUGGUCGUCUCGAUCAGCUCAUCUACAUCGAUCUGCCGGAUCAGCCCGCUCGUUUGUCCAUCUUGAAAGCAACCCUCAAGCGUUCACCCAUUGCGCCAGAUGUGGAUCUCGACUUUUUGGCGAAGAGCACGCAUGGCUUCUCGGGUGCCGAUCUUGCUGAGAUCUGCCAGCGCGCUGCCAAGUUAGCCAUUCGCGAGUCGAUCGAGAAUGACAUUAGACGGCAACGCGCUGCCGACGAAAAGGCAGCCGCUGCUGGCGAAGGUGCUGAGGGCGAGCAAGAGAUCAAGAUGGAAGAUGCCGAGCCAGAAGUCGAAGAAGACCCAGUUCCUGAGAUCACUCGCGUACACUUUGAAGAGGCGAUGAAGGGCGCAAGACGCUCAGUUUCGGACAGCGAUAUCCGACGCUACCAGAUGUUCCAGCAGACCUUGCAACAAGCUCGCUCCUUCGGCGGCUCGUCCUUCCGCUUCCCAGAUGCAGCAGAAGCAGCCGCAGCAGGCGCACCGGCGGGUGGUGCUGCGUUCGGUCAAGACGAAGCCGAGGAAGACUUGUACGCGUGA
Mixia osmundae IAM 14324 is the source of this 2769-nucleotide messenger RNA. RefSeq lists its product as uncharacterized. Gene Ontology annotation, molecular function: polyubiquitin modification-dependent protein binding; ATP hydrolysis activity; ATP binding. The coding region runs from base 1 to 2769 and encodes 922 amino acids. Gene Ontology annotation, biological process: retrograde protein transport, ER to cytosol; autophagosome maturation; mitotic spindle disassembly. NCBI's taxonomy places the organism in Eukaryota, Fungi, Basidiomycota, Mixiomycetes, Mixiales, Mixiaceae. The record is from RefSeq and is a predicted model, not a curated record. Gene Ontology annotation, cellular component: VCP-NPL4-UFD1 AAA ATPase complex; cytosol; nucleus. The transcript is spliced from 9 exons.